CGCUGCGCUUCGUUGGGGCCCAGCCCUGGGCUUGGGGAGGGAGGUUGGCGCCUGACAGUGCUUCGCGGGACGAAACGGGUCUGAAAUCGCUCCUCUGUACCGCGGGGAUGUUCUCCGAGGCGGCCCGAAGCUGCUCCGAGAGGCGUCCGUCCAUCAGCAUACGCUUGGAAAGGUCGCAAGCUGGUCACAUCCCCAGGCAGGCCGGCCGGCCGAGGGGAGACGCUUCCAGGCAAAAGUGCACCUAGAUAAUUUUGGAGCCUGGACCUAAAGGCCUUUGGAGCCUCCCCCCGCCCCCGCAGAUUAAGAAUCAUCAUGCUCUGCCGGUGACCACACCACCUGGGACAGACCAAAGAGGCUUUUGGGGGACCAGGGACUGUGGAGGCCCUGGACUUCGGCCCCAAGUCCAGGGGUAAGAGUCCCUCUGCCAGGCUCGUGAUAACUUGGCUGGGGGGCAGAAGCAGCCCUGGCUCGGGAAGGGCUGUCCCACGAGAGGGGGAGAAGGGAAAUGUCCCCCAAGCCGUCUGUGGUGGAGAGGAGUUCCGCGGGCCUACAUGACUACUGCAGCAGCCCCGCGGCGCGACCAUCCCCGGCGGCGGCGGCGGCAGCAGCAGCAGCAGCAGGGCUUGCUUGAUUCGGCUCUUUGGGCUGCGGGAGGGAUGGAAGCGCCUCGACAGCGGCGCGGGCUGGGUCAGCAGAGCGCCUGGGGCGGGUCGGCCGGCUGGAGAUGCCGGCCUGGGCGGCUCCUGCCCGUCCCCCUCCUCCUCCAGGGGCUGCCCGCCCGCUCUGGUCCAGCCCGGCCUUGGCACCUCCCCACCGGUAGCCGCUCCGGGGAUCAGCGGCGGGUGCGGCAGCCACGUCUGAAAGCAGCUCAUUGUCUGGGAGCCGCGGCAGCUGGAGAGAGCAGGCAGCAAACAGGCCGACAACGCGCCCCCUCCGCACCAGCCCCUCCCCGGCUCCCCUGCCCAACUUCCUUCCGAAAUUCCGACGUCCCUCCCGCAGAAGCGCCGGCGGACGUCUGCGGAGCACUAUCAGUGGUGGUGGUGGUGGUCUACUUCCGUUAUCAUGAUGAGGCUUCGCUUUGCCAGCACCACCGUGGCAAUCCUUGCUGUGAUUCAGACCGGAUUUCUACUGUUUUUGUAUGCUCAACAUGGUGGCUUAAUGUCUCGGGCUGAAGAGAAGCCAGCCCAGGUGCACAUCCUCAUCCUCUCGACCUGGAGAUCAGGCUCCUCCUUUGUGGGGCAGCUCUUCAGCCAGCACCCUGACGUCUUCUACUUGAUGGAGCCCGCCUGGCAUGUGUGGGUAACCAUGUACCAAAACAGUGCCAAGGUCUUGCACAUGGCGGUGCGGGACCUCGUCCGGUCCAUCUUCCAAUGUGACAUGUCUGUCUUUGAUGCCUACAUGCCUCGGAAGAGAAACGUGUCAGAUCUCUUUCAGUGGGCAGUGAGUCGGGCAUUAUGCACAGAUCCUGCUUGUGAAUACUUCCAGCGCACAGAGAUCACCAGUGAAAGUGCCUGCAAAACCCUCUGUGGCAAGUACCCCUUCAGCAAGGUGGAAGAAGCCUGUAAGACUUACAGCCACAUUGUCCUGAAAGAAGUCCGGUUCUUUGACCUGAAAGUGCUCUAUCCUCUCCUCAAUGAUCCCUCCUUGAACCUCAAAAUCAUCCACUUGGUCCGUGACCCCAGGGCAGUAGUAAAGUCCCGAGAACAAUCUGCGAAAGCCCUUGCCAGGGACAAUGGGAUUGUUCUGAGCAUGAAUGGCACUAAAGUGGAAGACAACCAGUACAAAGUCUUGCAGGAAAUCUGCCGAAGCCACGUUCAGAUUUAUGAAACCGCUAGUCUGAAGCCUCCACGUUUUCUACAAGAUCGCUACUUGAUGAUUCGAUUUGAAGAUCUUGUUCAAGAUCCCUUGGCAGAAAUUACAGCAAUGUACAAAUUUGCCAAUCUUCAGCUGACUAGCAAACUUGAACACUGGAUUUAUAACAUCACACAUGGACAAGGGCCAAGUAGGAAGAGAGAAGCCUUCAAAAUAACGUCUCGAGAUGCAGUUAACGUCUCUCAGGCGUGGAGAAAUAUUCUUUCCUUUCAGAAAGUCAAGAAAGUGCAAGAAGUUUGUAAAGGUGCCUUAAAUAUCCUUGGCUAUCAACUUGUGGAUUCUGAGAAGCAGCAAAAAGAUCUGUCAUUGGAUUUAGUGUUGCCAUAUCGACGGAACCAAUUCAGCUGGGCCUCAUUCAGUCACACCUAGGUGAAGCUUUGCAGUGCCUUCAUUGGUAAUGAGCAAGGAUUGAUUUGAAUGGUUGAAUCCAGUUCUUGUAGCCGCUGCUAACGUGCUGCCCUUUACACAGACUGGAGCAGAUGGGACCUUCAAGUGAAGGGAUCCUUCAUUUGCAGGUGUAAUACUUGGAUCAAUUGUUUCUUAUUGAACAACAAUUUGUAGCAUCCUAAACCAGCCGUCAUGUUCAACAUAGUGUUUCACAUACAAUAAUUUUUCCCUUCCGCUGUGAGAAGAAACUGAAUGAAAUUGUUGUGGUCGUCUGCAAUCUUACGUGCUGUUCCUGAAUGUUGUUUUUAAAGUUGUUCUUGAUGUUUUGGCAAACCAGACUUGUUAGGUGACGGAGACAGAGCAAAGUUGUGCCACUGUGCUUCCCUUGUUCCUUCAAACUGUCCACUUGAAGUGAUGCAUUGUGGGGCUAACUUGCUCAGGGGAGAAGCCUGGGAGUGUUACUCUGCAGAUGGGCUGAUUGGCAGCUUGUCCUUCAAAUCAAAGUCAAAUAAAAAUAUUGGUUUCUGAAGUA
This is a messenger RNA of Hemicordylus capensis (graceful crag lizard), 2791 nucleotides long. Its product is annotated as carbohydrate sulfotransferase 6-like. Bases 1063 to 2241 code for a protein of 392 amino acids. Gene Ontology annotation, biological process: N-acetylglucosamine metabolic process; carbohydrate metabolic process; keratan sulfate proteoglycan biosynthetic process. The record is from RefSeq and is a predicted model, not a curated record. Gene Ontology annotation, cellular component: Golgi membrane. The transcript is spliced from 2 exons. Lineage: Eukaryota; Metazoa; Chordata; Lepidosauria; Squamata; Cordylidae. Gene Ontology annotation, molecular function: N-acetylglucosamine 6-O-sulfotransferase activity.